AAUACAUAUUUGGACUUCGUCGAAAUUGAAUCGUUAUUAGAUUGGAUCGCCACAAUUGUAGUGUGAAUGUAGUGUGAUUUUUGUUGCAAUUGAUUGAUUGUCAAUUUAUUAUUCGUUCAAAUUCAGUUUUUCACUUUAAUUUUCUACGAUUGUGAUUAUGAUUUGUGUUACUUUUGUUUUUACAUUAUGAUUGUUCGAUGUCAGUAGAUGAUGAUCGAGAUAAGGGAUUCCAAAUAUCGAAAAAUAAAACGAAUGAGCUAAAAAAUGCUAUCUGGCGGGUGAAAUGUUUGAUCAGCGAAGGAAUGAAUAUGAGUAUUCAAUAUUAUUUUGGAGAAACUGCAAUGCAUUUAGCCGCCGAAUGUGGCUCGGUCGAUAUCGUAGAAUUGUUCCUUGAUGAUGGUGUAAAUCCGAAAAUUUUAGAUAGCAGUAGGUCUACACCGCUUCAGCAGCAAUGCGUGGACAUGUGAAGGCAGUUGAAAUCCUUGUUGAACGUGGCGCCAAUCAAUAUUGAAGCUAAAGAUUCUCGUGAAUCGACAUCACUUCACAUUGCAGCUGAGUCUGGUAAAUGGAGACUUGCUUUCAAUCAGAAAAAGUCUCGUGAUUUAGAUAUACUCCGUUUGCAAUUCAGGUAAGGUGAAUGUCGUUCAGCGCCUACUUGAUUUCGGAGCCAACGUCGAUGCUAGGGAUAAUGACGGGUUGACACCAUAUAUGCGAGCAGAUAGUUUGGGUAACUGAACUCUUACUUCAAAUCAAAAGCAAUCACUUGACUUAUAAUCACUGUCGCUUUUUAAAUCAGGCUAUGCGUAUGACCCAGUUUUAAGAAUACUUGAUGAAUAUGCGUAGAUGAAACUCGAUCGGUAUCUUAAGGAGCGUGAGAGUAGAUGGACUGAAGUUUAAUGAUAGAGCAAGCCUUAAUUCAGAUGUAACGGAGGAAAGUGGCUCCAGUUCAGGCUAUGAUUCACUUCUUAAUCAGUUCAUCAUUUCUAUCGUAGCUUUACAUAAAAGACAGAAUAAAAUCCACAAUUUUAGUUAAUUUCAUAAUUAUUUAAACUAAUAAUACUUCCAUUUGAAAAGAAAAUUGUCGAACAUUAGCUUUCAUUGUCAACAACAAAAUCGCAUAAAAAUGACAUCAUUCACAAUAAUCAAAAGAGAGCUCGACACUGCUUUUGAAUUGAGUCAAAUUUUGAGCCCAUUUUCGAUCUCAAUGCUUUGCUAAAAGAAAACUAAUUUGACGCUAUCACACGCUAUCAGGCGCUAUCAAGUGUUUUUUCUUCUUGUUUUAUACUCGAAACCAUUUUUUAUCAAGUCUGGUUAAUAGGAUCAUAAUGAAAAAUGUUUCAGUUGCUAAAAUAGACUUAAUUCAGGCUGGGUUGACUUGUCUACUGUUGCGAUAAGCAUUCGACUAUUGCCAAUCAACUCGAAUAUAAUACAGCUCGUUUCCCCUUUAUGUAAUAAUUUAGUCACUCGAGACGAAUGAAUGAAACGAAUUCAAGAAAAACUCAAAUCAGAUGUUCUCGUUCUUUCUUCUCUUUUCGUUUUAAUUCGUCUCUAUUUGUAACCUUUUUUAAUGAUUAAAUUUGAUCUUUUUCUUCACACAAUUCUGACCUUAUUCCAAGAUUCAGUGUUUGAAUCAAUCUAUGAGCAAGCACACAAUUCAAAAGACAACCAAAUGAUUCGUUUUUUUUUUUUCAAUUUUAUUUUCGUAUUUUACAUUUUCAUUCUUUUUUGUGUGAGUGUGAAUCCAAAGCGAACGGAUUAGACGGCACUUCAUUGGGCUGCAAAUGCACUGACAACAAAUUCCAUGCCACUUGAUGAAAAAAAUUCAAAGCAAUUUACACCAUGGAAGAAUAUUUGAUUGUACAAAUCUUUUUUUGCAGCCCAAUGAAGCACGGUCUACUCGUCAAUCGGUCUAAAAUUCACAUUCACAUAUUACAUCUUGAAAGUAAUGAAAAAAAUAAGCUGGAUACUCUUUCUUUUAACUCAUGGUUUUUGCAAAAGAUUACAUUUCCUCCACACUUUGUGUGUGAAUAAACAACAAGAAAAAAACUGGUACACAACUGAUGCUUUGAGAGCAUACUUUGAAGAUAUUACUCAUGAAAUGACAGCGAUGGAAAUGAUUUGAUUCGAAAGUGACGAGAAAAAAAAGAAAACUCUAUCAUGACGAAAUCUCAUUUGGGAUAUGGUGAUUGAUGGUCCGAGGCUGGAACUUCAAUAUGAGAUGAAAUCCGUUUCUCGGGCCCUCACGUUCACACUUUUCGGCGUUGUGAUGACCAAUUUUUUGGCUGUCAUAUGAUGAAUUGAAAAGUUCUCCCUCUUCAACUCGCGGCAUUCAUUUCGAUUCUUCUAAAAGGAAAGAAAAAAUAUUUCAAUUUUUUGUAUAUUGAGAUUUUCAAUGAUUACAUAACUAAUUUUGAAAAAGAAAGUACAUUUUUCAAUGAAAAAGUAAAGUAAAGAUCUUAAACUCACCCAAAAUUACUCUAGUCCGAUCGAAAAUGAUUUUUUAAUUAAAAUGUAACUAAAAUGAUAUGUUUGUAACAUUCUAGUAACCUUUGUUACUAUGAUGCCCUUGCACAUAAAAAGUGCUGUGCACUGAGAUCACUUCGAAUGUGCGACCAUUUCCAAGAAGAAAUGUUUUUCAACUGAAUGUUCCGAAUUAAGCAUAUCAGCGACUGAUGUCAAUUGCCACAUGAACACAUCUAUAUCAAGUUCUUAUGUAAUGUAUGAAGUCGGUUAAAAAAAUGUAGAUUAAAAUAUCUCCCGUUCCAUAUUAUCCAUGUUGAAACAUCAUUUCUUUCGUAAUGGGAACCAACUAUCAAAUCAGUUUAUGACACUUAUUUAUAAAAAAAAUGGGGAAAGAAUAGCCGGUAAACGAGCAAUUGUUAUCAUCAUUGUUGACCGAAUAUGAAUCCAGACGACCGGCCGACUGCUCUCUUUUUUUUAAAUCAAAGUAGAAUGGAGGAGCAAAAGAAGUAAGCAACUAUCGCGCAAAGUGAGAGUUGCUGUUGCUCGUGGCAUGAGUGGCAUGCGAUGUGAUUACAACACAUAUUUAUGAUGGUAGUGAAUAUAAUUUGUCUCGAAUAUGCAUACUUGAAUAUAUACAGGCAUGCCAUUUGUCUAGGUUUUAUCUGGUCGAUGAUGGUUCUACUUCAAGCAUCGCUUGCUUUUGCACAAUGUGGCAAUAAGAAUAUAAGAUAUUCAUGUAUUUUGAUGAACAAAUAGAGAAUUAGAAGAAUGUGAACCAAACACAAAACAAUGUGUUGCUCUGUGGCCCCGCUAUGAAGUUGAUUGCAUUAACUCAGACAUUAUGAUGACAAAUGUCAGCGAGAGAUGUAUCACACAGAGAUACAUGUACAAAUGUAGCACGAUGUAGCGAAGCUUUUGUUUGCGUAAAAAUUUACAAAAAAUUAUUUUCCAUACAUGAAUUAUGUACAUCAAAUUAAAGGUAUUUCCUUCCUGUACACUUUGCUGAUUUUCAAGAUUUGGCCAGAUAAAUUGACUCUCGAACAUAGCAAAACUUUUGUUCGCUAAUUUAACGAACAUUUUACCGUUCAAAACUUUCAGACGUCAAUUUAUAAAUAUUUUCUAAUUUUUAUAUUUUUAUUCAUUUGAUUUCGAAGUCAGUAAACUGUAUAUAAAUUGAUUGGAAAGAGAAAGAAAAAACCUUGUUUGAAAAAUAAUUUUUCAUAGACUUUAGAUAGAAAAGAAUUAAGUAAUAGCUGCGUUCGCUCAAUCGUUCGUUGAUAUGCGUACGCUUUGUUGUUUUAAUUAAUUUUUUCCUGUAAUUCUUGCCGUAUUUUUGCAUUUCUGGUUCUUUUUUACUUGUAAAAGUUCGACUUUUCGUUUGGCGCUAAAUUGAACUCAGUCACUUGAGCUGAUGAUCAACCGAAAAGUGACUACCUGAGAUUUUUUAUGCCAUGUGUGCGUACUUUACAAGUUUAUUCAUGUUCAAAUCGAUGAAACUUGCAAUUUUGCAUAAUUUCAGUCGUUCUUUGGGUGUUAUUUUGAUUUUUCAAUGCAAGCGAAAGGAAACGUUACGAUUAGAUGUUAUUUCGGGAUAUUUUCACUAGUGCGCCCUUUCAUAAUCUGUAUAUUCAGUCUCCAUAAGAAGCAAUGUAUUAAGCAAUCAUCUCUCAGAUCGAACCUUCAUGAACAUAUGAAAGCAUUGAAAUCGAUGAAGAAGGCUUAGUUGCAGCCGCGGCCACAUUUUAAUAUGAAAAGCAAAAGGGCAAAAAAACAUCAAGGAAAUAUUCGUAGACACAAUAUAGUUACUAAAAACCAUUUUUAUUGAUUGAUGCCAGCGAAAAAAAAAGUCUUGUAAAACGUGGUCACAAGAAGUUUUGUUCACUAGCGUCUAUCGUGGAACAAACAACUAAAUGCAAAUUAAAUUCUUUUUAAUCAUGAAUCAUUUUACUAAUAUUAUAUUGUGUUUAGAUCUAGAAAACUUUUUCAUAAGAUUACUUGGGUUAGUAUAUUUAAAUUUAUUUCGCUGAUCAGCAGAUUUGCUGUUUAUAUUUGAAAAAAAAAAAAACAAAAA
Sitodiplosis mosellana (orange wheat blossom midge) is the source of this 4534-nucleotide messenger RNA. Its product is annotated as ankyrin repeat domain-containing protein 39-like. Bases 198 to 467 code for a protein of 89 amino acids. NCBI's taxonomy places the organism in Eukaryota, Metazoa, Arthropoda, Insecta, Diptera, Cecidomyiidae. Gene Ontology annotation, molecular function: protein binding. The transcript is spliced from 5 exons. The record is from RefSeq and is a predicted model, not a curated record.